Messenger RNA from Rotaria sp. Silwood1, 726 nucleotides. The record is from the annotation of a GenBank genome assembly. Lineage: Eukaryota; Metazoa; Rotifera; Eurotatoria; Philodinida; Philodinidae.
AUGGCAACUAAUAGUGAAAAUUCACCUGGUCAUGAAUCAGUUGUUAUAGACAAUGAUGAAGGAAUAAGUGUUGAGAGUAAUCGAACGACUACUCAUAUCAAAAGUAAAGUUUUUUUUUCGAAGAAUAAUGAACGUGUUCUUAUUGAAAAAGGUGUUAAAGGUAGCUUUAUACCGUCAAUCGAUUUAAACGCUUUGGUUUUAUUAAGUGAUAAAACUGAAUGGCCUAAAAUUUUCGCACGAGAAGCUUCAAUAAUUGAUCAAGUUCGUCCACAGAAAUUAUUCGUGACUGAUACCUACAGAUUUGACAUCAUGAAAAAUUUAAUCGAAGCAAAAACAACUGGUUGUUUUGAUUUAUUAGAUGAAGAAAGUAAAUUACCAACACCUCGAGCUGAACAUUUUACAAUUGAAGUUCAUAAACGUAAUAAAGGUCAUCCAAGACUUGAAUUUCCACGAAAAUCAAAAUUACGUUCAUCACGUGAAAUACGUGAUGAUGAAGGUUUUCUUAUACAACAUUUUACUGGUGGUGUUGUUUAUACAACCGCACAAUUUAUUGAAAAAAAUAAUGAUGCUUUAGAUGCAUCUCUUCUUAUUCUUAUUCAAGAAUCAGGAAAAUUAAAUAUUAUUUCUGUUGGUUCAAAAUUUCGUUCACAAUUAACUGAUCUUAUGAAUAAAUUACGAAGUACGGUAAGUUAUUAUAUAUUAAAAUUUUGGUUGAUACAUCAUUAA